AUGUACGAUUCCUCGGAAGGAAAGUUCAAUAUCAUUGACGAGUUCGCUAAGGACCACACCUACUCCGAAGUAGAAAGUAUCACUCCAGAGGAAAGUAACGGGGAUCAAAAGCCUCUUCGUAUCUCCUCGAGAUCCAUAAACUGCCCGCAACUUCCAAAAGCCAUCAUUUCAUCACGAUUUCGUAUAGUUCCGCUAGAAAGCAAAUACGAACGUGGUCGAUGGAACUGCUUUGACUACUACGACAAAAGCACAUCUAAGAUUGCAGAAGAGAAAGUCUCUGAAGUCGCUCUUCUUUACCAGACUUCUAAACAUUGUCAGUUAGCGCACUCGCUAAAUAGAACUUGCUCAGAGCAGCAAGGAACAGCACAUGCCAUCCGCUCUUCACUGGAUUUCGAGUCGAGUGAAAGUGAUUUGGAAAAUAAUGACGUCUUUGCUAGGUUCAAUGCAAAUGCGGCUUUUGCAGAUGCCACUCGAGUCAUCCUUUUCUUCAUGGGAACCAACGGUUUCCUUCAGGGUCUUCUACCAAACAGUCCGCCAGCGAGUGAACGACGUUGA
Necator americanus (New World hookworm) is the source of this 555-nucleotide messenger RNA. RefSeq lists its product as uncharacterized. NCBI's taxonomy places the organism in Eukaryota, Metazoa, Nematoda, Chromadorea, Rhabditida, Ancylostomatidae. Bases 1 to 555 code for a protein of 184 amino acids. The record is from RefSeq and is a predicted model, not a curated record. The transcript has 5 exons.